AUGGAUCCGUCCCAUGAAAUGUCAGAAUCUGGCCGAGACGACAACGGGACGAGGCCGAUUACUCCCACUGGCACGCUUUUCUCAGAUGUAGGUCUGGGCAUGGUAGCAACGCCGACUAAAGUGCAACGACCAGCGUCAGCAGCAAGCCGUCGGUCAGCAGUUGACAGCCCCAAGCGCAGCUCCUCUCCAAGCAGUGAUCGAGAAUUCGAUCAUGUAGACCGGCACCAUCAAGUGACUUCGCAUGCCAUCGACUUUAGCCUAGAAACUGUUGUCCAACAAACUCGAUUGGUAGGAGUGCCCAGUAAUGGGUCACACCAUCGACCGAGGGCUCCGAAUGACGAAAACAACGAUGUGCCCAUGGACGAAGGCGGGCAAGCACAACGUCACACAGAAAAGGAUAGGCAAGAACAUAGGAACAGGGAGCAUACGGAGAAUCGCUUUGACAACAUAUUGCUCGAGGCAGAAAAGCUUCGCAUUGACAAUGUCGCACUUAAGAAGGAGCUAAAGGGUCUAGAGGAAUAUUGCGAAAAGCAACAGCGCGAGAUCGACGUUUGUCAGGAGAAGCAAAUAGCAACUCAGCGACUCGCUGAAAAUCGCCGACGGGAGGCCGUGGAUAUCAAGAGAUUGAAGGGCUAUGUCGAUAAAGAGCUAGCCGAAUCACAAGCAGAAGUCCGGACGCUGGAGGGCGAGAUUGCAAAGCUUCGGUUGCAAAAGCACAAGCUUAAUGACGCAGAGUGGAAAUAUAUGGGAGAUAUGUAUGGUGAACUUGAACAAAAGAAAGAGGAGGUCAGCUCCCUACUGAAUGAAGUCCAGCAGCUUCGUGAGUCAAGAGAGCUGUCUGAAAGGGCACGGAGAAAAAGUGAAGGUCAGCUCAAGAAGUUGCAUGGACAGAUGAAGCGCACCUUUAAAUGGAUCCAGGAGGCACACAAACAACAGGCUCAGAGAGAUAUGGAACAAUUCCGGUUCCACGAUGCACAUUUCUCGAGCCUCCACAGGCGACGACCUUCAACCUCCCGCGGUUCCGUUCAAACAUCGGCCACACAGCAGGAGACCCUCGGUGAGUUCAUGUUCUCGCAGCCUCAAAGUGUGACCAGCCAGUCACUAGUUUCGUCUGCGCGCCAGAGCCUCGCAAGCGAAAAGGCUCUCUUCUCUAAGUCACAAACCUUCCCCAGCGGCAUGACCAGCCCUCUUGUUCUGGGAAUGCCUCCUAGGGCUCCGCGUGUCCCUGCAACUUCGCAAUCGACAUCCGUGACAUCUGAGAGCAUCACAGGAAAUCGGAUGCCAACGACAAAAAGGGUUUCAUUUCACCCCCUGCAAACCCCGUCCGGGCCGCAGAGUGCGCCAAUUCGUCGGCAGUCUGAUCCUUCCCUCAGGAGAAGCAGUCUCAAGAAGCCAUCCUCGUUGCGGAACUCAAUGAUCCCUGGUAGAGUUUAUCAAGGGGAACCUGCUCUGGUGAAAUAUUAUCAAUGGUCAUUGACCCCGUUCGAAAAUGAUGAGGCUCCGGCAGGGAGAACCGUGGCAGGUCGUUCUUUGUCCAUGCCAAUUACACAGAAAGAGCAUGCAGAGCUUCGCGCGGCAUUGCACUCUACGACUCCACUGCGCAUUAUAUGGGACAAUUCUAGACCUCCUGCGGUCUCUGAACCUGAGCCCGUAACAACUACAGUCGGAUUCGUGCCGAAACCGGGAUCACAAGGCAGCCUCACGGUCAAACCCGAUCACACACGAGAGAGCACCUUGCACCAUGCCUCAAUCAUCCCAGGGUCCGCAAACCAUCUUUCUCGUGCUUCGACAGAUAGAGUACGAGAUUUACUGGCUGCAUCUGAAGCCAGGAUAGUAGUUUCACCAAUCGGACCCCCAGUCUCCAGCUCGGUUCAUGCUGUCAAGGAUGGAACUGCAACUAGUAGCGCCAUCGAAUACCCUCCUAGUCCCGGAUUGAGGAAACGGCAGGGCGGUAUUUCAGCGAAAACGUUCUCCAUCCGGGAUCUUGAGCCUACGCAGAACUCAAGUCCAUCGAAAGUUCCUCUUCCCUGUGCCGGGCAAGACAAAACCAAGGAUGCUCAGCAAACGAUUUGCACCAGCUCCGAUUCAUUCGACCAGCUUGGUCGUUCCAAAUGCGUGAAGGGAUAUCGAUGCCAGAAAUCCCCAGUCAGAAAGACGACUAUAGCAAUGGCUACUGCGAUCUCAAUAAUCAUGGCUCUUUGUUCUCUGGCGCUGCUGGCAUCAUAUACCAACAAUUCGCCAACCAGGGCUCCUGUAUUUUGCACAGAGGCACGAGAACAUCAAGCCUCGUCUGUACCCAUACGCGCACGUCUUCUGUGUCCGUUAUUCUCUCUGGGUCACCAAGGACAGCGCGAAAUAUUCGCCAAGACAAAGACCGUGACAGAUUGGCUGGCCGAUACCUGGAUAUCGACGUCGACCGAGACGGAAACCCUCGCGGAAAUCGCCAUGCAGACAUUGCGACAGAAACAAACCCAAACACAGACGCAGAUGGUAUUCAAGACUCAGACUGUUACAGAACCCUCGCUCCAGGCACAUACAGAAAUCAGGACCGAAACAGUGACUGUUUUUGUGGUCCUGUCUCCCUCACCGCCUCCAACAAGAUCUUUCAGAUCUCGAAUCCUUCCAUCGGAUUCUGAACCAAACCGCCACAACCAGAGCGCCGCCGGACCGGUUCCGGGAGCAACGCCCUCUCUAGAGCCAGAUGAGAACGGACAUUGGCCUUGUUCUUGUCCGGGUACGUCGAGCACUCCAUGUGGAAAGUCCAAUGCCACAUCCCUCUCUUCCUGGCAGCUUUCACGUCCAGGAGGAAGCAUUAACCCUACAGCACCUGAGAUCGACGAGCGCGCCAAAAAGGCCCGACAACGCAACUUGCACUUGCAACACAUUUACACCGGCCCAACGUACUUGGGUCUAGUGCCUCCCAUCCAACGACUCUUGGAGAUCCUGCAGUUCAAAAUUCUGGAGCUGCUGCUGGGUGGCGCCUGGGGCGCGAGAGAAUACUGA
Messenger RNA from Fonsecaea erecta, 3003 nucleotides. RefSeq lists its product as hypothetical. The transcript has a single exon. NCBI's taxonomy places the organism in Eukaryota, Fungi, Ascomycota, Eurotiomycetes, Chaetothyriales, Herpotrichiellaceae. The record is from RefSeq and is a predicted model, not a curated record. Bases 1 to 3003 code for a protein of 1000 amino acids.